GAAAUUUAAAUAUAAUAAAACACACACAGCCAUACACUUGCAUAUGUACAUACACACACAAAACAUUUGUAAAAAGCGAACCCAGAAAAACUAGCUGAGAAACAACAACAAAAACACACACAGACACGUCAAAAGUGCAGUACGAAAGCAGAAAAUCUACAAAUUCUGUGCAAAAUUGUGCAAAAGUCGAAAAUUUGUAUGAAUACAAAGUCAAAAUCGCAAAUCGUUUUUCUAAUUCGCUAAAUCAAAGUAAAAAUUAUCAAAAAAAAAAAAAAAUUGAAGUUUUUUCUGCGUAAAGUGUGUAGUAAUAUGCAUUAAAGCACGAAAUUCUUAUCAAAAAAGCAAAGAAGAAAGUAAAAUCGCCGCUCCAACAGCAGCAUCCACUACAACAACAACAACAAAAUUGAAAUUAAAUUUCCGCCUCCUCAGCCUCCUCGUAGCAAUUUAUACGUCGGUGUGUGUGUAUAUGUUUUUUUAGCGCGCUUACUUCGUGCAUACGUGUGUGUGUGUAAGCCGAAGUUUGCAAAUAAACGCGUUUGUGUUUGUAGCGCAGAAAGCGAAAACUGUUCGAAAAAAAAAACCAAAAAAAGUAAGGAUUGGAAAAUUGCAUGAAAAACUGCAGCACAACUUGCAGUCAUCGUUGAAGCCUGCAAACUUGAAGUUGCGUUUUCGGUUGAGCUCAAAGCCCAARCGCGUAAGUGUAGUUGUUAUUAUCUGUGUUUUGGUGUAUUUACGCUAAACACGCUAAUCAWUCAGCUAAGAAGUCGGUGUGUAAAGCAAAUAUACACGUAAAUUAAAAACUGUCGCCCGUCCGUCGGCAAAGUGAAAGUGCAAGAACGUAAAGGUGCAGCAGCAGCCAGCCAAAAGCCAGCAGCUAGGAGUAAAGCGCAGCAGCGGCGAUAGUUGAGGAAGACGUGCUUUGAACGCUGAUUCGUAUAAGCAAACAAGCAAGCAGACAAAGGUGGCACUAGCAAUAGCAACACCAACAGCAAACCAAUACCAGAUACCAACCGACCUGUUAUACCAACGACAAAAGAGUUGGCCACAAGCAAGUAGAACCAAGUGCUGAAAUUGCAUGUAAAAACGCAGACAACGAAGAAAACGCACCAAAACGUAGUUGAAAAUAACGUGUAAUAAAGGAAAAGUGGAAAAUUCUUAAGUGCGGAAUAUUUAUUGAAAUUAUCGAAAAGCAAGCGCUGCCAAAAUAAGUGCACACGCUACGCAAGAAAACCAAACGAAAAAACGCGAUAAAGAAGUCGCGUCUUAAGCCAACAAAAAGCGGAAGCAAAGCGCUAAARCUCGACAGCCAAGCAUUUAGGCCGUCAGCCAGAGCUAAAGCUAAAGCCAAUUAAUCCCAUUGCUAAGCGCCGCACCGCGCAGCGUCUACGCCAACUAAACUCCAACUUUUGUUCGGUCGCGUUGUACCGCGUUCAGCAGUAGCGCUGGAAUACUUUAUUUCACCCCCCGGUCCAAUAAACGUCGCCAAAAUAAUUCACCAACAAACAAUCACCGACAUCAACUUCGCAACGGCGACCACAAUGCCAUAUAACGGCGCCAGCAAUGGCAGCGGUGGUGGCGGCGGCGGAGGUGGUGGCGGUAUAAGUGAUGGACCGCAAAACAAGAAGAUACGUACGGGCGUACAACAGCCGGGCGAAGCGGAUGCACAUCUGCAUGCAAGG
This is a messenger RNA of Bactrocera latifrons, 1679 nucleotides long. Its product is annotated as heterogeneous nuclear ribonucleoprotein L-like. Gene Ontology annotation, cellular component: nucleus. Gene Ontology annotation, molecular function: mRNA binding. Lineage: Eukaryota; Metazoa; Arthropoda; Insecta; Diptera; Tephritidae. Gene Ontology annotation, biological process: regulation of RNA splicing; mRNA processing. The record is from RefSeq and is a predicted model, not a curated record.